AUGGGGCUGCUCGCUGAAUCACGGACGCGCCGGCGAAUCCAAAACGAUCCCAACAACACAAAAUGGACGCGCGACACCACCACGUUUGGCCAGAAGAUGCUGCGGUCGCAAGGCUGGGAGCCUGGCCAGUUCCUCGGCGCCAAGGACGCGGCGCACUCCGAGUUCCACACCGCCGCCAAUGCGUCGUACAUCCGGGUGUCGCUCAAGGAUGACAUGAAGGGCCUCGGGUUCACCAAGUCGAAAGAGGACGAAGUGACGGGCCUCGACGUCUUUUCAGAUCUGCUUAGUCGCCUCAACGGAAAGUCCGAGGCGGAAGUGGAAGAGAAGAGGCAGGCCAGGCUGGAGGUCAAGAUGCACCAGUAUGUGGAGAACAAAUGGGGCCCCAUGCGAUUUGUUCGCGGAGGCUUGCUGGUCGGCGAUGCGAUGCAGGAGAAUGGCGACUCGAAAGACAGCUCAUCAGACAGCUCUUCAUCGGAGGAUGAAAAGAUACCCACGGCUGCUGACGAGACGAAGAAGGACAAGUCCAAGAAGAGAAAGGCUGCAGCUCUGAAGGACGAGGAUGAGAUGUCUGUGGAUGACGAGGAGGACGACAAGAAGAAGAAGAAACAGCGAAAGGAGGAGCGGAGGGCUAAGAAGCUGGCCAAGGCUGAGUCAAGUCAGUCCAGCGACUCAGAAAAGGCCAGAAAGAAGGAGAAGAAGAAGGAGAAGAAGGAAAAGAAGAAGUCCAAGAAGGACAAAGCUCUGAUCGAGAAGGAGGCCAGCGAGGGUGUCACGGAAUCAGACGAUGUGCCGAAUACCUCAUCACCAAACAGCGCUUCCGAAAAGAUAAAGAAGUCCAAGAAGGAGAAGAAGGAAAAGAAAGAAAAGAAGGAGAAAAGGGACAAGAAGGAGAAAAAAGAGAAGAAGAGCAAGGACAAGACCGACGCAGUCCCUCCAGUCUCAUCUACCGCAAACUCACGCUCCGGAACGGCCACUCCCGUCACCACCGGCACAUCAACACCCACGGCCAGAGGCGCCUUCAUCACGCCAAGGUCCCGAUUUAUCGCGCAGAAGAAGGCUGCGUUCAUGGAUGCCCAAGCGUUAAAUCAGAUUUUCAUGGUGAAGGCGUAA
Messenger RNA from Trichoderma citrinoviride, 1110 nucleotides. RefSeq lists its product as hypothetical. Lineage: Eukaryota; Fungi; Ascomycota; Sordariomycetes; Hypocreales; Hypocreaceae. The record is from RefSeq and is a predicted model, not a curated record. The transcript has 3 exons. Gene Ontology annotation, molecular function: nucleic acid binding. The coding region runs from base 1 to 1110 and encodes 369 amino acids.